AUGGGUGGAAAAGGAAAAGGCAAGGGAAAGAAAAAGAAGUCUCCCAAAGCGCCCACAAUCAUCGAUGGAGUAUCCGUACAAGAAAUGUCCAAAGAAGAACUAGAAGAUCAUCUUCGACGUAUACGUGAAGAGUUAGAUCGUGAACGAGAAGAACGUAAUUAUUUUCAAUUAGAACGUGAUAGAAUAAGUACAUUUUGGGAAAUAACUAAACGACAGUUAGAAGAGAAGAAAGCUGAAUUAAGAAAUAAAGAUCGUGAAUUAGAAGAUGCUGAAGAACAACAUCAAGCAGAAAUCAAAGUAUACAAACAAAAAGUCAAACAUCUAUUAUAUGAACAACAAAAUAAUAUAGCUGAAUUGAAAGCUGAAACAUUAGCUGAAUUAAAAGUAGCGCAAGAAACACACAAUGAAGCCGAAAAUAGCACAUGGAAAGAGAAACGAGAAUUAAAAGUACAAAUGAAAGAUCAAGAAUUGGCACAACAAGAAGUAGUCAGAAAUUUGAAAAAAACAAAUGAAUCGUAUAUAUCAAAAUUACGUGAAGAUUUUCUUCGUCAAGCACGUGAAAUUGAAGAGAAAUAUGAGAAAAAACUACGUGAUUUACGUGAAGACUUAGAAUUAAGACGUAAAACUGAAAUACAUGAAAUUGAAGAACGAAAAAAUCAGCAAAUUAACGAUUUGUUACGUAAUCACGAAAAAGCAUUUAGCGAUAUUAAAAAUUAUUAUAAUGAUAUAACAUUGAAUAAUUUGAAUUUAAUCAAUACAAUGAAGAGUGAAAUUGAAAAGAAGAAACAAGAAGAAGAACGUUUGGAAAAACGCAUGAACGAAGUUGAAAGUGAAAACAGAAGAAUGAGAGAACCAUUAGAAGCGGCCAAACGAGAAACAGAAGAAUUACGAAAACGAUCGGAAAAUUACGAAAAAGAUAAAGCUCUAUUAGCGAGCACAAAAAAUCGUUUGAAAACAUGUGAAAAAGAACAGGGAAACUUGAAAUGGGAGUAUGAAGUAUUAUUACAACGUUUUGAAAUUAUUCAAAAAGAACGAGAUGAACUGUAUAAUAAAUUUAUUAAAGCCAUCAAUGAAGUUCAACAAAAGAGUAGCUUGAAAAAUUUAUUAUUAGAAAAGAAAUUGAGUACAUUGGCGGAUAGUCUCGAGAAGAAAGAAGCGCAAUUAAAUGAAGUAUUAGCUGCUUCGAAUUUGGAUCCAGCCGGAUUAUCUGUUGUGACAAGAAAACUUGAGGAAGUAUUAGAUUCAAAAAAUACAGCCAUACGUGAUCUUCAAUAUGAAUUGGCUAGAGCUCACAAUGACAUUUUACGUACAUAUGAAGCAAAAUUACGUCAGUUUGGAAUCCCUGUAGAAGAAAUUGGUUUUAAACCUCUUGAAAGUACAGUGGCUGGUCAGCAAUUAGGAAAAGGUGUUGCUGGACUAGUAUCUACCGCUCCAUAA
Molecule: messenger RNA, 1437 nt
Organism: Didymodactylos carnosus
Lineage: Eukaryota; Metazoa; Rotifera; Eurotatoria; Philodinida; Philodinidae
Source: the annotation of a GenBank genome assembly